This is a messenger RNA of Knipowitschia caucasica, 732 nucleotides long. The record is from the annotation of a GenBank genome assembly. NCBI's taxonomy places the organism in Eukaryota, Metazoa, Chordata, Actinopteri, Gobiiformes, Gobiidae.
AUGUAUCGCUGCUUUGUACCUGUCGGUUUUGGUGCGAGAGCCAUCGUGAGCCGGGCAUUUGGAUCAGAGAGAGGCCAGGCGUUUGGAACAGAGAAAGGCCAGGCGUUUGGAACGGAGAGAGGCCGGGCGUUUGGAACAGAGAGAGGCCAGGCGUUUGGAACAGAGAGAGGCCAGGCGUUUGGAACAGAGAGAAGCCAGGCGUUUGGAACAGAGAGAGGCCAGGCGUUUGGAACGGAGAGAGGCCAGGCGUUUGGAACAGAGAGAAGCCAGGCGUUUGGAACGGAGAGAGGCCAGGCGUUUGGAACAGAGAGAGGCCAGGCGUUUGGGACAGAGAGAGGCCAGGCGUUUGGAACAGAGAGAAGCCAGGCGUUUGGAACAGAGAGAGGCCAGGCGUUUGGAACAGAGAGAGGCCAGGCGUUUGGAACGGAGAGAGGCCAGGCGUUUGGAACAGAGAGAGGCCAGGCGUUUGGAACAGAGAGAGGCCAGGCGUUGGGAACAGAGAGAGGCCAGGCGUUUGGAACGGAGAGAGGCCAGGCGGCCUGCCACAGCGGCGCACCGUGGUCUCCGUCACCUCCUCGCUCUCUCCUGUCGCGGGCUAAUGAAGUGUUUGGCGUGGAGAUCAGGCUCGGAGCUGAUUGGCUGUUCCAACAGUCUCUGGAACUGUCCAACGCCGCCAUUACCGACGCCGCCAUUACUGAUCCCACCACAGCGCUAAAAAUAAUUCUGCUUUAA